AUGGAAAAUGAAGAAGAUAAAGAUAUGGUUAUGUUGCAUUUAGUCAGAAGAAACAACAAAAGCUUUUACGACCUUGCUAAGAUUUACAAAUCUGACAGAAAUUGGUUCUAUCGCGAAAACUUACCGAUUUCAAUGACCCCAAAUGAAGAUGUGAAACAAAUAGUUCAAGAUACGUUACCUCAAACACACUAUGAUAUGAAAGGUUGUACAAUACUUACCUUCAAAGAAGAUUUGCCAUUGUUAAAGGAAAAAAUAACAGAGUAUUUUGACAACUUCAAACAAGUAGAGUAA
Molecule: messenger RNA, 291 nt
Organism: Trichomonas vaginalis G3
Lineage: Eukaryota; Parabasalia; Trichomonadida; Trichomonadidae
Exons: 1
Coding region: 1-291 (96 amino acids)
Source: RefSeq, a predicted model, not a curated record